AUGGAGCAAGUAGACGAAGUGGUCGGCAAUGUCACGUCGUGGUUCCGAAGGUUCGUGAUGAGUGCGUUGGAGCAUCAGCACGCGCCGUUACCUCAAGAUGACAUGGACGAGGGCGUCGGCCGUACGUACCGCUUCUCUGGCAUGCAAGAUGAAUCGCCCUGGUGGCUCAAAUGGUCCAGUACGGCGCCUCCCGGAUACGACCACCGCGCGCCCCAGUUGCAGGACGGGGGAGGCCAGGGGCAGGGGUAUGGCGGCGGGGGGUAUGGCGGGCGGUAUGACGACGAGCGGGGCAGCCGAUAUGGUUACGACGACUAUGCACGGGAUCGACCAUACGACCGGGAGAAGGAAGAGGAGGAGGCGCGGGAGAGGGAGAGGGCGGAGCGCAUUCGACGAGAGGAGGAGGAGGAGGAGAGAGCUCGCCAAAAGGCAGAGGAGGAGGCAGCAGCAGAGGCCGAAGCAGCAGCAGCGGCAGCAGCGGCGGCGGCAGCAGCAGCAUCGCCACCACCGGACCUCCUAUCGAUGGAAGACGAUCUAUUGGGGCUCGGCACAGACGCAGGGCCGGGCGCUCUGGUGCUUUACUCCGCCCCUACUGCUGAUGACCUCAUUUCCAAGGCGUUUCAGCAGGAAAUCAGCUUACUGGACAUCGACACUGGCACGUCAGAGGCGUCUCUCCUGGAGAAGGUGAAUUCGGUGGCGCCCAAGCAGCUCAACGGGGAGGUCGACCUGCUGGCUCUGGUGGACGGUCCCGUACCCGCUGGUGCCGCUGCCGCUGCUGGUGGGGCAGGGGGGUUGGAUGCUACGAGUGGGGCGCUGGUGCUGGUUACACCCAUGAAGGGAUUCCAUGCCACACCCUCGCGCCACGGCAUAUGCGGGGCGUGUGAGCGGACUAUCGAUUCUGGGAGGUACCUGAUUGCUCUGAACCGUGACUGGCAUGCGGCGUGCUUCAAGUGCUGCCACUGCCGCCUGCCCAUCACUGAGAUGCAGUGUUCCGUGAAGGAGGGCGACACUUACCACACCGAGUGCUACCGCCAGCUCUUCCACCCCAAGUGCUACGUCUGCGACACUUAUAUCGCUCCCAGUGAGUCUGGCAUGGUGGAGUAUCGCCUCAACGACCUGUGGCACGCCAAGCACUGCGCCAAGCACAGCCCGACAACGGAUGGCUCUCCCCUCUGCUCCGCCUGCACUCGCCUCCAGCCCACCACAUGCACAAUGGUCGACAUAGGCGGUAACCGCACGCUCUGCCCCGAUUGUAACACCUGCUCCUGGCCCUCUCCCCCUGGCUCCGCCCUCUCCGCCCUCACCUCCUCCUCCUCCUCCUCCUCCCUGGGGACUCUAGUAGUAGGCUCCUCUGAAUGUGGCCCCCUGUUCGCCUCUGUGUUGAUCUUUUUCGAGGAGGUGGGGUUGGGAGCGGUGCUGCGGGGUGCAGUGGGCGUGAUGGGCGACGAACUGCCGGUGGUUACCGCUGACGUGGCGGCGUUACAAGCUGCUGCUGAGGGCGAGAGACAGGGUUCAUCUCGCCUCGCAGUGGUGCCUGGACUGUGCCUCACCCAAGAAACAACCAUCCAAACAGUCGUACGGGCACCAGGGUCAACAGCAGCGGCGUUUGCAGGCAUCUCACAUGAAGCCAAGGCACUCACGCAUGUCAAUUCCACUGCCGUCUCGGGCAUCGCCAUUCUCUACGGCCUCCCAGCUCCUCUGGCCGGGGCAGUCAUAGCCAAUCAGCUCAUGCACGCUUGGUUCCUCCUCGAUGGUGCAUUCUCCGCUCUGCCCUCAGAAAUCGAGGAGGCCAUGUGCCAAGUCAUGGCGCACCUGUGGUUACAGCGUUACCAGCAGCAGCUCAAGAGCCCCUCUGCCUUCCAGUCCGGCUUCCUCGAAUUCUGCCUCACCCGCGUUGCCUCCGACCCCUCCCCUGCUCUGCUCGACUCCUUCCGCUCUGCCUACUCUGCUGUGGUGUUCAAAGGCCUGCUUGCCACCAUUCAAACACUCCGCAGGUCCAACACCCUCCCUGCAAUCUAA
Closterium sp. Yama58-4 is the source of this 2016-nucleotide messenger RNA. The record is from the annotation of a GenBank genome assembly. NCBI's taxonomy places the organism in Eukaryota, Viridiplantae, Streptophyta, Zygnematophyceae, Desmidiales, Closteriaceae.